Strongyloides ratti is the source of this 474-nucleotide messenger RNA. Its product is annotated as 1,2-dihydroxy-3-keto-5-methylthiopentene dioxygenase. Gene Ontology annotation, molecular function: acireductone dioxygenase [iron(II)-requiring] activity. The record is from RefSeq and is a predicted model, not a curated record. NCBI's taxonomy places the organism in Eukaryota, Metazoa, Nematoda, Chromadorea, Rhabditida, Strongyloididae. Gene Ontology annotation, biological process: L-methionine metabolic process. Bases 1 to 474 code for a protein of 157 amino acids. The transcript has 2 exons.
AUGGUUCAAAUUUGGUAUAUGGAACCUUAUCCUUUUGGUGAUCCAAGAUUACCACAUCAUGUUCAUCCACCAAAAUUAAUUACUACUGAACAAUUUAAAGAAAAAACUGGAGCAGUUUAUCAUCGUGUUGAUCUAAAUGAUCUCAUUAGUAUGGGAAAAAGAAUAACAUUAAUGAAAAUGGAAAAAGGUUUUAAUAAAGAAGAUAACUUUAUGCUUGAUGCUUCAAAAACAAAUAAUUUUUUGGAUAAGUUAACUGAUAUGUUUGAAGAAGCAGAAUUUGAAAAAGAAGAAGCAAGACUUAUUAUGGAAGGUGCUUGUUAUUUUGACUUAGAAACAGUUGAUGGUGAUUGGGUUCGUGUUAUGGCAGAACAUGGUGAUUUAAUAAUCUUUCCAGCUAAUAUUCAACAUCGUUUUACUACUACACCAAAGAACUUUAUUAAAAUGCGUCGUUUUUAUACAGAGAAAGAGGAUUAA